Ruditapes philippinarum (Manila clam) is the source of this 2977-nucleotide messenger RNA. Its product is annotated as acylamino-acid-releasing enzyme-like. The record is from RefSeq and is a predicted model, not a curated record. The coding region runs from base 182 to 2248 and encodes 688 amino acids. Gene Ontology annotation, biological process: proteolysis. Lineage: Eukaryota; Metazoa; Mollusca; Bivalvia; Venerida; Veneridae. Gene Ontology annotation, molecular function: serine-type endopeptidase activity. The transcript has 22 exons.
AGACCGGGAGAGACCGGAGACCAGAAGCGACCGGAUCGGAGAAUAGUACAUCAACAACCCCACGAAGCGAAAAUUAAAGUUUUAAUUUCACUAUUUCCUUUAAAAAUAAUAAAUUGAAUGAAAAAUUCGCUGCAGCUAGACAAAUAAAUUAGUGUAAUUUUGAUAUUUCUUAUAAUUGAAGAUGGAAAAAGCAGUCAAAUUAUAUAAAGAGCUGAUAAAAUAUUCAGAAACAAAUAGUGCUGUGAUUGGCAGAGGUAACAGAGCAGGGCCAGUUAUUGUUAACACUGUUCAGUCUCAAAGGGACCUUGAUCGGGCAGAGAAAAUCAAGUUUUCCAAAACAUAUUGUGUUGACAUACAAGUAGACAAGAAAUGUAGGGUGUUGUACAGAUCCAGCCCACAAGAAUUGAAUAAUGAACUGUGGAACAUACCAUCAAGGUCAGGAAAGUACAAGGCCAUUGUUAGGAAAGUACUGGACAAAAAGAAGGAAGAAAAACAUUAUUUAGAGAUCUGGAGUGAUAGUAUCAAGCUUGAAUGUUUCGAUGUCUCGGCCUCAGAGAAAACUGGAAAAAUUUACGAUAAUGAUGGAUAUUUUGGCUGCCUUGAGUGGACAGCUAAGGAAGACAGAAUAUUGUAUACAGCAGAGAAGAAAUAUAAGAAAGCUGUUUCAUAUUUCACUAAAUCUAGUGAAUCGGAUGAUAAACCGGAUCAAACUGAACCUGGAGAAGAAUAUGUAUACAGGGAAGAUUGGGGUGAAGGACUUGUUGGUAAGCAUCAAUCAGUACUGUGCAUACUUACCAUCUCUACAGGGGAUAUACAAGUGAUAGAUUAUACACCAGCAAAUGUCAGUGUUGGGCAGGCCAAAUGGCUGCCAGAGGAUACUGGGAUAGCUUUUACAGGAUGGCAUCAGGAUCCAUUCAGGCUUGGAAUAAUUUACUGUCCAAUAAGAAAGAGCACAAUCUUUCAUUUGAAUCUAGAGACAAAGGAAUGCGCUGAAUUAACAUCCACUAACAAAGCUGCCCAUGAUGCGAGAAUUUCUCCUAAUAAGGAGAGUUUUUUCUAUCUUCAAAGUGAAAUUGGUGGACCCCAUAUGCAGUGUUGUGAACUCCUUAAGUAUGAUUUGAAAAGCAAGAUUUCCAGUACUGUGGUAGAGAAAGUCAAGUUUGCUGCAGGGGAUGAGUUUCCAGGAGUGUAUGCUGUUAAAGUACCAGAUGAAUGCUGGUGUGAAGAUAAUACAAGAGUUGUCAUCAACUCUAGUUGGAGAAGUAGAGAUGUUGUUCUAGUCAUUGAUACAAAUACAAAAUCUGUAACCAGAUUGCCAGCUUACAAAGAUUGCUGUAUGACAAGUUUGUGCACAGAUAGAGAUAUUAUAGUAGCCGAGUGUUCAUCUCCUUCAAGACAAAAUUUCCUGGUUAUUGGAUGUAUCCCUGCUUCAGGGAAAGAGACAGAAAUAGAAUGGUUACCACUGGAUGAGUCACUGCCACAGUUAGACAAUGUCUCCUGGAAGGUCAUAGGUCACCAGCCAUCAUCGGACAGGAUCAAUAAAGACUAUCCUAAUUUAACCUAUGAGAGUAUCCUAGUUUAUCCAUCCAAUACUGGGUCAGAUACAACGAAAAAACUGCUAGUAUUUCCUCAUGGUGGUCCUCACAGUACAUUUACAUCUACAUAUAUGUUAUACUCAACAUUUCUGUGCAAGCUGGGAUACUCAAUUCUUAUGGUAAACUACCGAGGUUCAUAUGGCUAUGGUAAUGACAGUAUAUUUAGUCUACCAGGCAAGUGUGGAGAUCAAGAUGUUAAAGAUGUUCAUUAUGCAGCAGUGGAGGUGAUAGAGAAGGAAGGUUAUGAUAAGAAUAGAGUGUUUGUAUCUGGUGGAUCUCAUGGGGGCUUCCUUACAUGUCAUCUUGUUGGCCAGUAUCCUGGUUUUUAUAAGGCAGCAGUUUGUAGAAACCCAGUCAUUAAUAUUGCUUCAAUGUAUGGCAGUACAGAUAUUCCUGACUGGUGUAAUGUAGAAGCUGGGUUUGAUUAUGACUUUAUAACAUUGCCUAGUGAGGAGAGAAUGGCAGCCAUGUGGAAAUGUUCACCAUUACAAUAUGUUGAUCAGAUUGAGACUCCAGUGAUGAUCAUGAUUGGAAAUGAUGAUAAAAGAUGUCCACCAAAACAAAGUUAUGAACUGUACAAGGCCCUUAAAGCAAGGAACAAACCAGUCAAAUAUUUAGCAUACCCAGACAUUUAUAUUUUUGCAGAUAUUUAGCAUACCCAGACAAUGGCCAUCCCAUUGUAAAAGUGGAUUCUGAAGCUGAUGCCUGUAUGAAUAUGUACAAAUGGUUCACAGAGUACCAGCCCUAAGAAGCCAUUACAAUUCAGUUGAUGUCAAAUAAAUAUUGAAAUGAGUUAUGUCAUACUAUAACUGUGCUGAGUUAUUGUACUGUAUUUAUUCAGAAUUUUAAAGCUGAUUUUUUUUUUAUAAUUGUAUAAGUGUAUGAACAGAGAAAUCAGGUUUUCAGAUCAUUUGAAUUAUUUAAAAAUAUCUAUCAAGUCUAAACAGUGUUUCAAUUUUGAAUCAAUUCAAGUGUUAAAUUGAUCGAUUUCAAAAAUGAUCUGGCCAGACUUAUCAAAUUGGUAGCAAACUUUUAAUUUUAUUUGAAUUAAUCAUCGUAAUGAAUUGAUACAGUUAAACAGAAAUUAUGUAAACAGACUUAUUAAUCUGAAAACACAAUUUCCCUAUUAUGUUUACAUGUUUACUCAUCUGUUUUUUUUAUGUGAAGGAACUGGAAAUAAUUUUUCCAGAUUAAUGUUUCAUAUGAUAUAGGCAAAACCAGUAACACGUGUGCGAAAUUCAACGUCAUUUGCUUACUCCAUAUCUGGCAGAAAUCUUAUUUUAAAUGGUUUUACAUAUGAUUAUCAUUAUUUUAAAGAUAUACUAUGCUCAGAUUUUAUAUCUGGAAAUAUUGAUAAUUGCUACACAGUCUCGUUUUAACUA